This is a messenger RNA of Colletotrichum phormii, 3915 nucleotides long. Its product is annotated as P-loop containing nucleoside triphosphate hydrolase protein. Gene Ontology annotation, biological process: DNA repair. The transcript is spliced from 11 exons. Gene Ontology annotation, molecular function: ATP-dependent chromatin remodeler activity; metal ion binding; ATP binding. Bases 244 to 3420 code for a protein of 1058 amino acids. NCBI's taxonomy places the organism in Eukaryota, Fungi, Ascomycota, Sordariomycetes, Glomerellales, Glomerellaceae. Gene Ontology annotation, cellular component: nucleus. The record is from RefSeq and is a predicted model, not a curated record.
GGAGAUGAUUCAGAGGAGGAGGGCAACCACGGCCCAAUUCAUCUCAAGAAGCCUGCGAGCCCUCAAAGAGAAGAGUCAGGCUUUUUUGAUGGGUCUAUUGAGGACAUUAUCAGAGAAAGCCGUGACGGCAUUGGUGCUAGUGCUAUCACCGUCAUUCCAUCACAGCAUGGUAACAACGAACCCAAUGGUCUAUUCGUUACCGAUGAUGUCACUCAAGAGACCGGCUUCUCUCAGGACGACAUUAUGUCAAUUGAAUCGGACGAUGACUUUGACCUCAUGAUCAUCGACAAGGCAGAUGCAUCUCAAGGAGCUCAACAAAAAUGGUCUGCCCCUAGACCCGCAUCGCCCAUCGAUCUUACACAGGACGUGAAAGCUGAGCCGGAUGCGCGUGGGACGAUUUCAAUGUUUGGUCAAGAUGAGACGACCAAGAUCAAAAACCGGAGCCCCGAGGACGUUCGCGGGAAGCAGCGCGCCUUCUCUCGUCCGGUCGACGAGUUGCCCGACUCAAAUCACCUUCAAAAGAGGAAAACUGAGUUAUUGACAAAGGGGCAAGAUGGGGGCCUGAACCCUGGAGAGGUUGCAGAGCUAUGUCAACUAGAAGUGGCCAUCAAUACUGCACAGGGAGCCGUUAAACCAAAUCAAGACAAGCAUGUCUUCGAAGAGGUCAAAGAUGGAGUAGGGAAUGACAAGAAGGAUGUAGAGGCCAACUCGAAGAAAACCAAAUCGAAACGGAGAAACCCGGAACAACAGCGCAGCGGCCCACCAAAGAAUGCUGCUGAGUACUUCGCGAGAAAGGGGCAAGAAAUCCGAGAGAAGAAACAAAAAGAAUUGGAUAAACAAUCUUCAGUCAAUCCCGCUGGACGUCCCAAGAAGGCGAAGUUUUCAGCAAAGGCCUUGAAAGACGAAGAGGAGAGACGCGAUCGAGUGGCAAAUAUUUUUCAGCCCAAUGACGCCAUCCAGGAUCGAGCAGAAAUGGGUGGCACUCAACGCGAGCCUGUCUUCAUGGCAAGGACCAAGAAAGACCAGUUCGAGCAGAUAAAAGCAGCGAUACCCGAAGGCUGUGAUCUACGUCGCACCAAGACCCAGCAGAAAGACACAGAAGCUGCAUCCGAAGCCUGGGGCUUCGGCAAUUGCAAGGCCAUUGACAAUGAAUGGAAACUCAAAGGAAUGAAUACCGCAAUACACCACUAUCAGCUGACCGCUGCUGCUUGGAUGCUAGAGCGAGAACUCAUGCAAGGGUGGGACAGACUACCUCGAGGAGGCAUCCUAGCCGAUGUCAUGGGCAUGGGAAAGACCAUCAUCACUCUUUCAUGCAUGAUAGGAAACCGGCCGAACGAUCUCCUUGUACGCAAGGGGCGAGGGGCCACAUUGGUCGUCUGCAACAAUGGCCAUGCCAUUGAUCAGUGGAUGAACGAGGUCAAGACACACUGCGAAGGGGAAUUUGCCACUCGCAUAGUCCACUACAGUUCUUCUCACAAGAUGGACGUGGCACUUCUUCAAACUUUCAACAUUGUGUUUGCAAGCUACAGACAAAUAGCCAAUAGCGCCCCGACUGUGGAUGAGAUUGAGUUCAAGGAGAAAGAGCUGAAGGGUGACAAAAAGGCACUCAAAAAAUGGCUUCGGGAGGAAAAAGGAGAUCUUCUCAAAAUUAAGUGGCAUCGUGUUGUACUUGAUGAAGCCCAACAGAUCAAAAACCACGAGACGCAGUCGCUUCAUUCUUGCCUUCACAUCGACGCCAACUGUCGGUGGGCAUUGAGUGGAACUCUUCUCAGUAAUAGAAAUUACGAGCUAUACCCUUAUCUCAAAUUCAUUGGCUGUGAAGUUGGCAGUUUCAAAGAAUUCCUCGUCAAGUUCAGAAAAGGGUCGAAGGCGGAGGCCAACCUGGACCAUCUUAUCAGCGCCGUUGCGUACAGACGCACUCACAUGGAUACAUUUCUAGGCCGUCCGAUCAUCAACCUUCCCCUGACUCAUCCCACGCAUCAGUACCUCCGAAUGUCUAAGGAGGAAAUGGUGAUAAACAGCAUGGUGGAAGAGUGCUUCAGGCGGAAGAUGAUGCAAGACAUGGCUGCCCCUGGUGCUGGGCCUCGUCGGAAAAGUUGUUUUGAGAUGCUCCUGCGUCUCAGGCAAGCUGCCACUCACCCUUUUCUUCUCGAAUCAAUGAUGCGGGAGUACAUGACUCUAGACGACAUCCGAAAGGUACGCAAACGUCUUGCUGAUCUUCGAGAAGGCCCCAGCAUGUAUGACCAGAUCGGGUCCUGGACCAAAAGGCAUGAAAUGUCUGGUGAACAUGCCCCGCUCGAGCCGUUUGGUCAGAGCAAUUUCGGUUUGCAUUUUGACAUGGAUCGGCACAUGGAUUACCUGGAGAAGGUUGAGUUGAUGGAGUUAGCAGUGUGCCCAGUUUGCAAAGAGACACCGACAGUACCAAUCAAGGGCAAUUGCGAGCAUUCAUUCUGCAACCAAUGUGCAUUAGAUCAUCUAACAACCGCAGGCAAAAAGUGUCCAGCAUGCAAGAAAGCCAUCGGGAAGAUGAGGCCGACUAGCAUCUUGGACAGCCAAUCAGAAGAAAACGAAGUCCGCGGGAAUGAUUAUUACGGCUACCAGCAAGCCUUAGACAACCGUACAACGGUGUCCCAUUUCUUGGAUAUCAGCGACAGCAUGCCAGACGUGCCGGUGACUCCUAGUGCGAAGAUGACUGCCUGCAAAGAGACUAUUCUGCGGUGGCAAGCUGAGGCGCCCAACGACAAAAUUAUCGUCUUCACGCAAUUCGUCCUCGUUGGCAAGAUUCUCGGCCGCAUGCUCGAAGCCGAAAACAUCCCUUUCGUCUACCUCACUGGCAAGCAGACAAAGGACCAGCGCGUCCGCGCCGUCAAGGGCUUCCAAGAGAACGAAGAUGUAAAGGUCCUGGUGGCCUCCAUGCGAGCAGGCGGCCAGGCGCUGAACUUGACGCGCGCCAACAGAGUCAUCCUCAUGGAGCUCUGGUGGAACCACGCACAGGAGCAGCAGGCGUGCGCGCGUGUCUUCCGCUACGGACAAAUCAAGGAGACACAUUUUGCGCGCUUCAUCGUGCAGACGCCUAUUGAGGACCGGAUCCUGAGGAUGCAAGCCGACAAGAUCAUCGAGAUUGACCGCGCGCUGCAGGACGACGGGCACGUUAUUAAGGGGCUCAGCAUGCACGAGAUUUUGCAACUCCUGGGCCGGUAUCGUGUCAAGGAUAAUCGGGCUGUCAUUGAGCCUGACUACGAAGAGUACGAUGACGAUUUUGACGAUAUCAUUUCCAACCCGGAUGACUGGGACUUGGAAGAGGAGGAGGACCUCGAUGGCUUUGUCCUUCCUGAUGACACUGCAGAGGAAGGGAGUGAGGUCGACACCGACGACUUGAACGGGACGAUGGUGCUUUCCGACGACUCGGAGGAGGAAUGAAAGUCCACGACCGAGCAUUUACGCACACUUGAACCGAGAUCUGAGCCUGGAAUUCGUCUCAAGCAACAUGGCGCGAUAUGAUCCAAGCAACAUUUCGUUUUCUCUUCGUUUUUGCGACACCCGUUUCUGGUUUCGACGACUUGCUUCUUUGACAGCACCACGAGGUGCUACAUAUCCGACCAUAUUUUGAGAUCGUGGGCCAAUGAGCUUUUCUCGAAGCAAGGAUAUGGAUCUAUUCUGGCAAAGCGAUGGAAUCUUUUGGCACCAUGCAUGGAAUCUUACGCGCUGGACGGGAAAGAGUGCGCCUGGAAAGGACAGCUUAAUGCCAUUGAAAAAGGCAUAGAGAGCUUACCCCUGAGCAUUUGGAGAGGCAGGAGAGAUUGGAGAAACACUCCAAAAACAAGCUCAGGAGAUUUGGAGAAUAGCUUCAGCCAUCGUCUCUCAACUUUCAUACCUUGCAUAUAGACUGAUUUCACAAUAGACGUUUUCGAAUUC